Molecule: messenger RNA, 1556 nt
Organism: Suricata suricatta (meerkat)
Lineage: Eukaryota; Metazoa; Chordata; Mammalia; Carnivora; Herpestidae
Gene: PUSL1
Product: pseudouridine synthase like 1
Exons: 9
Coding region: 271-1416 (381 amino acids)
Biological process (GO): tRNA pseudouridine synthesis
Molecular function (GO): RNA binding; pseudouridine synthase activity
Source: RefSeq, a predicted model, not a curated record
CCCUCCCGGGCGCCACUGUCGAAUCCGGCCCACGCGCGCCUCAGCCGCUGGCAGUUUGCACCCGCUCCCUAAGAUCGGCCCCUCCCCAGCUCCAGCCCCAAGCCGCCGGUGCGGCGAGUGACUGCUAGGAGGGACGAACGCUACGGCGCAGGCGCAGGCGCAGCCGGAGGGGCGCGGCCAGCCGCUUCCGUGCGCGCGCUCGCAGGGCACACAAGCGGUUCUGCUCAGCUUGGCCCCACUCGACCGGUCCUGGCUCCGCCGGCUCUGGGCAUGGUUCCCGCCGCAGGCUCGAUGAGGACGCGCUACCUCGUGUACUUCCAGUACUUGGGCACGGAGUUCAACGGGGUCGCGGCCAUCAGGGGCUCCCAGCGCGCCAUCGGGGUCCAGAACUACCUGGAGGUGGCUCUGUCCUCGCAGGAGGCUGCAAAGCGGUUGAAGUCGGUGGUGCCGGUCAAGUUCACCAUCUCCAGCCGCACGGAUGCUGGGGUCCACGCCCUGAGCAACGCGGCACACCUGGACAUCCAGCGCCGCUCAGGCCAGACCCCCUUCUCCCCUGAUGUCCUGACUGAAGUUCUCAAUGCGCACCUGGGGCACCCGGCCAUCCGGGUGCUGCAGGCCUUCCGAGUACCCAGUGACUUCCAUGCCCGCCAUGCAGCCACAUCCAGGACCUACCUGUACCGCCUGGCCACCGGCUGCCAGCGGCAUGAUCAGCUGUCUGUGUUUGAACGAAACCGAUGCUGGGCACUACGGGCAAGCUCCUUGGAUAUAGAUGCCAUGCAGGAGGCUGCCCAGCACCUUCUAGGGACACAUGACUUCAGUGCCUUCCAGUCAGCUGGCAGCCCAGCCACUAGCUCAGUGCGCACACUGCGCCGAGCCUCAGUGUCCCCUGACCUAGGCAGCCCCUUUGUCCUCCCCCAGGAGAACAGGUUGCAGUUCUGGAACCUGGAGUUUGAAAGCCAGUCCUUCCUGUACAGACAGGUUCGGAGAAUGACCGCUGUGCUGGUGGCUGUGGGGCUGGGGGCUUUGAUGCCCGCUCAGGUGAAGGGGAUUCUGGAAAGCCGGGACCCCCUCGGCAGACACCAGACACGCGUGGCACCAGCCCAUGGCUUAUUCCUCAAGUCGGUGCAGUACGGGAGCCUCGGUGGGAAUCCAGCCUGUGUUCAGCGGGAAAGCCAGGACCCUGGAGGGUUCACCGCAUGGAAGGCACAGAUAACUCCAGAGACUCAGCUGAGAUCAGAUGGCCAUGACAUACUAGGCCCUGCCAUUGGACCCUGCCCACAGAGGCGAGCUGGGACCUGCACUUGGCCAUCCAGAGUCACAGCAGGCCUCCUGCCUCCCAUGGGCCCGUACCUGCUGGAAGUCCCCACCCACCUUCCUGGGUGCCCCGGUCUGCCCCAGGUGGGCUGCUGUGGGUAGACUGCGGGGGGGAAAAGGUUUGGGUGUCAAGAAGGGAACAUGUGGUCUUUGGUUCUGUUUUUACUGGACCUUGAAUACCUCAGGAGCAUCCAGCCAUCUCUUGGGGGCUCAGAAAUAGAAAUAAAGGGUGAUGAAGUCCC